Molecule: messenger RNA, 1221 nt
Organism: Cyclocybe aegerita
Lineage: Eukaryota; Fungi; Basidiomycota; Agaricomycetes; Agaricales; Hemipholiotaceae
Source: the annotation of a GenBank genome assembly
AUGCCCAACCGCUAUGUCGUUCAACGACCAGCACUUCCAUGGGAGAUCACAGACGCCAUCAUCGACCACCUCCACUCCGACAUACGAGCAUUAGGAACCUGCAGCGCAGUCUGCUCAGAAUGGCUCAUACGCAGCCGUCACCAUAUCUUCUCGACCAUCCAGCUCUGGCCAUGGAGAGCACGACGCUUCUUCGAGCUUGCAAGUCGGAGCAGCUGCACCUUCACCCACUACGUCAGCCGCAUCGAGGUCGACGACUCUCGGGGUCGGUCGAAUUCCCCAGAGCGGAGAAGUCAGACACCAGGGCUUGGCAACGAAGCGGAGGUUCCAUUCAGCGAGGCGAUGGCGCAAUCCCAUAUCCCGUGUCUCGCCCAAGUGACGUCGAUCCAAGUGCGGAACGUCGACUGGACUGCCCUGUCGCCUGUGGAGCAGACUACCCUACGCGGGCACCUAGCGCAGUUCUCCAAGCUCGACCGACUCGAGUUCCACGAUGUCACCUUCCACGACCUUCGUGAAGUCGUGCGCAUCGUCGACGCGUUCCCAUCCAUCAGACACCUGACAGCAAAUAUCGCGUUCAUGAAGUAUCUGGAGCACACCAUCGCCUCUGCCUCGACACUUUGCUUGUCGAGCAACCUCAGAAGCCUCGAACUUGGAACGGAGGAUGGGAUCCCUGUCGUGCUGAGCAGUGUGACGAGCACUGAGGCACUGGGACAAUGCCAGGAGUUGAGCUUGAAGAACAUCAGGGCGAACCAUCUUCAGUAUAUCCGCACUAUGCUCAGGAAGGCGAGGAUGGACUUACAACGCCUCUCACUGGGGUUCUCGAGAGAAAGUGAUCUGUCCAACGCGAUUGAUCUUUCGCGGCUGGGUAACCUCCGAGCUCUGCAUAUAGAAGGCCUGAACAUUCCGGGGUCCGACUGCUUCUCCGCCGUUGAAGAAAGCCUUCCUUCAAUCCUCCAACGCAUCGAGUCAUCCUUCCUCGAGGCCGUGGAGCUACAAUUCCGCCUCCAACCUCAAGGCAGCCUCCAGUGCAUCGAGUGGCGCCGUCUUGAACGUGUGUUUCUCGCACUUCAUUUCUUUGGCAUGGGACUCGUGCGUGUGACGAUUCACCUCGGGCAUUCUGUGACGAAUGAAUGUGAAGCCGAGGUCGAGAAACGUCUUCGUGACGCGAUGAGCGAGCUGAACGCACGUGGCGUGUUGCAAGUGCCUCUUGCAAGCAAAGCGUAA